Messenger RNA from Daldinia decipiens, 2213 nucleotides. RefSeq lists its product as uncharacterized. Bases 152 to 1780 code for a protein of 542 amino acids. NCBI's taxonomy places the organism in Eukaryota, Fungi, Ascomycota, Sordariomycetes, Xylariales, Hypoxylaceae. The transcript has a single exon. The record is from RefSeq and is a predicted model, not a curated record.
AAGAGGUAGAAGAUAACUAAGAGGGCUCUCUUCAGUGCUUUCUCUUGUUUUUUUCUUUCUUUUCCUUCCAAAUGGCUCAAUAUCAUUACUCAUCUCCAAUUACGUGUUCUAUCUUUGUAUUCGAAGCUUUCGAAACGCUAGAGAAAAAAAAAUGUCCGAGACACCGCCCUCCGUGCUUCAAUGGCUUCGCCUCUCAAAUCGUGAUGUCUCUGACAUAUGGAUUGGGUGCCUAGUUACUAUUUCGGCCAGCACCUUCUUAGCACUUCAUCUCAGCGUGAAGCCUUAUAAUCCUCCGGCGACCCCAGGGUCAUUUCUGAAAAGGUGGUGGCUAUCGCGUUUUAACCAUGAAUUCCGACGGCAAAUACUCUGGAGUAUCGUGAUGGUUAUUGCACCCGAACUGAUGGUCGGGUUCUCAUUUGGCGACUGGCGUGCGGCAUCUGCAGGCUUGCAUAUGUUCAAGACCUUCGGAGAAGGACAUGUUCACGACUGGUCCAAGAUUCAUGCCAGUUUUGCCAAUAUGGGCGGUUUCAAAUUCGAGAUGAAGACGGACUCGCCCAACGGUGCCCAAUUCCGUUUGAUUAAUGAAAAGGUCUUGUUGGAAAUGUAUAAGAACACCGGUGUCUAUAAUACGACCUUCAUGGCCCUGAGGUGUCUCAUCGGCAACUAUACCAUGCCACCAACCUUGUGGCUUAAAAAUACCUCUAAGCGGUCUGCUGAGUAUUUGAAGAGUAUCUGGGAUCAUACCCAAAACCUUGCAAAAAGAAAAACACCAAGACGUGAGACGUACGAGCUAAGACGAAAUGAACCGUCCUCGACGCAAGCAGACAAUUCGGCAUCUCAUAUGCCAGACGAGACUACGGGUUCUAUGGCAGCGUCAGCAACUAGUAUUAACAACGCAUCUCAACAUUCAGGUACAGCUAGGGACGAAGAAACGGCAGAGCUAGUCCAUGGUGAAGUAGCUCUCUAUUUAAACGCGAUGCAGAUUGUUGUAGCCCAGUAUCUACAGAUUCUCGACGAGGGACCCCUACUAAACGAAGAAGCUAUCGAGGACAAAAGCAAGGCCAACCCCCUAUCGAAGGGUAUCGCAAUUAUAUCACUGUUCUGGUUCAUCUUGGGAAUAUUCAUCCAGCUUUUCCAGAACGAGGAACUUACUCAGCUGGAGCUCUCAACUUUUACGUAUGCGAUCUGCGCAGCUAUUGCGUAUUGUCUGUAUUGGACCAAACCCCAGGCCGUCGCAGUCCCGAUAGCGCAUUCGGUUAUGACCUCAGAUACCGUUCGCUCGAUAAACCAUCGCGAUAUUCGCAUUCUCAAAUACUUUAGUGGCAGCUCCUUCCUAUCACGAAACUGUACCCCGCGAUUCUACAUAGACAAUAGGAUAGUAGAACCGUCAGAGCCAGCCCCCACAGACGUAUCUCUUACCGUGUUUGCUGUCAUUGGGUUUGGAGACCAAGCUGUAUUGCUAUAUGAUGCUGAUCUGGCUAGCAUCGCCAUGGGUAUGGUAUUCGGGGCUAUAUACUGCCUUGGGUGGAACAAUACCUUCCCCUCGCACUGGGAGCAGCUUGCCUGGCGCAUAUCAUCUUUAACUAUAACAGCGUCUCGCAUACCAUACUCUAUCGCCAAAGCUAUCUGUACAAUAGCAUUUGGUAGGUUCACGAGCAGAAGGGCGCGAAUGACGCAUCCCGUGCAUAUCCUGGCGCUUGUUUUUCCUGGGAAGUAUUUACGUUGCCUGUCGACUUUUUAUGCUAUACGAGAUGAUUCGGGCGCCGAUCACAUAGACUAAAAAAUGGGAAGGCUAAGACGCAUUGUAUAGGUCGAGGGAACAAUCUGAUAUGGCCACAAUUUUCAACUCUAAGUAUCUCCUCCUAAGCUUGAAUUAGUUAUACGGAUAGAAACAGUGUAGGGCGGUAUAGGUACGGGGGUUCUUUUAACUAUACGAAGCCUACGGGAUUGAUAUAGUCGGUUAUAUUCUCUUCCGCGUUCUUUGGCUUCAUGGUCAUCCUAUUAUUUAAAAGGGUUGAGGCUACUUUUCAGAUUGAAGACAAGACACAGGUGGAUAUAGGGGUUUGGCAUAGUUCAUAAGUCAAUAGAAAUAUUUGGGGAAUAUAAUGAAUUAUUAAGCUGUUUAGCUUGGAAAUAUACCUAACGUAUCCCAAGAGGUACAGUACCUAAUACAUGUACUGUGCCCUUAUGGUACCUACAUCAUGUAGCUCGUU